Molecule: messenger RNA, 2478 nt
Organism: Oncorhynchus mykiss (rainbow trout)
Lineage: Eukaryota; Metazoa; Chordata; Actinopteri; Salmoniformes; Salmonidae
Biological process (GO): negative regulation of DNA-templated transcription
Cellular component (GO): nucleus; PRC1 complex
Molecular function (GO): zinc ion binding; chromatin binding; histone binding
Source: RefSeq, a predicted model, not a curated record
GAGGCUGGAGGAGAGGAAGAAUGGAUGGAGAGAGGUAAACAAUAUGAGAGACUGAGACAGACGACAGGAAUAGAGGAGGAGGGGGAGGAAAGGAUGAAGAUAGAGGGAGAGGAGCAGAGAGAAAGGAUGGAUGUAGAGGAGGAGCCGGGACAGAAAGAUGUGAUGAAAGGAGAGAAGGAGGUGGGGACUACCACUGACGAGGACAGUCCGAUAGACCCUCACCCCAAUGCAGACCCGGCUACUCAGAAUCACAUACACUUUGAUGCCCCCUCACACACACCUCAUAACCCCACCACUCAGAAUGACCACCCCCCCCCCUCAGGUUACCCCAUAGACCUCCAGAGACCAUUGGACUGUCCCAUAGAGCGACCCCCAGACCUACCCCACAAGGACCAAGAGGACUUCUGUGAGAACAUGUCCACUCAGUCUGACAACCACUCAGUCUUGUCCAGUCUCUCCUCUCAGUCUCCCCAUGCCUCACCCUGCCUCACCCCUCCAUCUGACUUCCCUCCUCCUCUCCUGCCUGUUAGCCCCUCCCACUCAGAGACCCUCAGCCUAUCACAGAGCCGCUCUGAGACCCAUAGCCUAUCAGAGCGCGAGCCUUGGACACAGAGGGUGUGGCCAGAGGGCGGGAGGCGUGUCUUAACUCACCUGGUGGAGGGCUUCGUCAUACAGGAGGGGCUGCAGGCGUUUCCGGUGAACCGCUCAUCUCUGUUGUUGGGAGGGCAGGAGGGUGUCUCCCAGAAUGGGAACACAGAGGGGGCGGAGUUAUUACCAUUGACAGACACACCAGAGCCACCGGAACAUUCCAGUGAAUCAGAACGAGUGGGUGUGGCCACAGAUGACCCGCUGACAGGUACCAGAGAGAGACAGAGGGGGGUAUUACAGUGUGAGUCUUGUGGGAAGAGAGGCCAUGCCCACUCCUUCCACCGCUCCAAAAGAUACUGCUCCACUUCCUGUGCCCGCAGGCUUAAUGUAGGGAUGUCUAAACGUCUGCGUGCUCUGAGUGCAGGCAGCCAGCCAGAGGGGCGGCGCUCUGAGAUAAACAAGGAGGAGUCUGUUCCUGGGAAGCCCCUCUUACUGCGACUGCCCCGCGAAAUAUGGAGCGCCCAUCGCCGUGACUACGAAGGGGAAGAAGGGCAUGCUGUUCCCAUAACAACCAGGCUGGAGCGCAGAGCUGCACGGAGGGCAAGGAGGGCAUCAGAGCCAGCGAUGACCCCUAGUAACCCCACCGUGACCUCUACUGAACCCACACCUGCACAGUGGAGUGUAGAGCAAGUCUGGGACUUUAUACACACACUGCCAGGUUGUGUGGAUGUUGCAGAGGCGUUCCGUGUUCAGGAGAUAGACGGCCAGGCCCUGCUGCUGCUCACUGAGGACCACCUGAUGACCAGCAUGAACAUCAAACUGGGACCAGCGCUCAAGAUCUGUGCCCACAUCAACACACUCAGACACACAUAGAGAGGGAGAGAUGGAGGUGUGGUGGGAUGGUGGGUGGAGGAGAAUAUAGAGAGGGGGAAAAAGGGAGGGGUGGGGGGACGGUCUAAGGCACUGCAUCACAGUGCUUGAGGCGUCACGACAGACCCGGGUUCGUUCCCAGGCUGUGUCACAACCGGCCUUUGACCGGGAGUCCAAUAGGGCGGCAAACAAUUGGCCCAGCAUUGUCCGGGUUAGGGGAGGGUUUGGCCGGCGGGGCUUUACUUGGCUCAUCCUGCUCUAGUGACUCCUUGUGGCGGGCCGAGCGCCUGCAGGCUGACUCCGGUAGUCAGUUGAACGGUGUUUCCUCCGACACAUUGGUGCAGCUGGCUUCCAGGUUCAGCGGGCGGGUGUUAAGAAACACGGUUUGGUGGGUCAUGUUUCGGAGGACGCAUGACUCGACCUUCGCCUCUCCCGAGCCCUUUUUGGAGUUGCAGCAAUGAGACAAGGUCGUAAUUGGAUAUCACGAAAUUGGGAAGAAAAGGGGGUAAAAAAAACAAAAGAAAAAGUGAGGGAAAAUAGUGAUUGAUAGAUGGGAGAAGAGAGAGAGGGGAGUGGAGAAGGGGGGGAAAACAAGAGAUCAAUUCAAGAGAUUAUCAACUGAGAGCAAUCAGUGAGAGAGGUAGGGGGAUUUUGUUAUAUUCUGUUGUGUCUAUGUACAUAUUUUACAAUGCAGUCUAUUGGUUGUAAAUCUUAAACAUUUUCAUGAAGGAUUGUAAAAUACAGUAUGUAUUUGUCUGUUUGGUAAUUAUUUUAGAAUGUGGUGUCACAUGAAAACUGUCAAAUCUGUUUUGAUUUUACACAGCUGAUACACAGAUUUUUUUUGUUUCACUGUGUGGAAAAUAAGGUCUUAACUAAAGAAAUGAUUACUUUUUAUAUAUGAUCUGAGAAAAAAGUUAGGUCUUGUUUGUCUCAUAACCAUGUCGUUUUGUGAGAUUUCUUAAUUUUUUUUCUCUUAUCCUUCCUAUUCAAACUCUGUAAUAAAUGAAACUAACUUAUGCA